Cricetulus griseus (Chinese hamster) is the source of this 2219-nucleotide messenger RNA. The record is from RefSeq and is a predicted model, not a curated record. NCBI's taxonomy places the organism in Eukaryota, Metazoa, Chordata, Mammalia, Rodentia, Cricetidae.
AUGAGUUUGAGAUACUUGCUAUUUAUUUUUAUAGUAUUCAUCUCAAGAGAACUCUAUGCAGAAGAGAAACAGUGUGAUUUUCCUAUGGUGGAAAAUGGAAGGAUUGCCCAAUAUUAUUAUACAUUUAAACGCUUUUACUUUCCAAUGAGCAUAAACAAAACACUGUCAUUCUUCUGCUUGGCUGGCUUUGCAAGCGAAAGUGGGAAGCAAGAAGGGCAAAUCAGAUGUACAGCAGAAGGCUGGUCUCCAAAGCCAAGGUGCUUCAAAAAAUGCCUGAAGCCUAACCUAAGGAAUGGUUAUGUCUCUGAUGGAAAAGUACUGUACAAAAUUCAAGACAGCAUGCGCUAUGGUUGUACUUCAGGAUACAAAACCACUGGAGGAAAGGAUGAGGAGGUGGUCCAGUGUCUUUCUGAGGGGUGGUCUUCACAACCAUCCUGCAGGAAGGAACAAGAGACAUGUUUGGCCCCUGAGUUGUAUCAUGGGAAUUAUUCCACGAUGCAGAGAAUAUUCAAAGUGGAGGACAAAGUGCAAUACUCUUGUGCUGCUGGUUACUACACUGCUUCGGGGAAGCAGGCUGAGGAAGCAGAAUGCUACGUACAUGGGUGGUCCCUCACCCCACAGUGCAACAAAUUAAUGUGCUCUUCUUUGAGAUUAAUAGAAAAUGGCUAUUUUCAUCCUGUAAAGAAAACCUAUGAAGAAGGAGAUGUAGUUCAGUUUUUCUGUCAUGAAAAUUACUAUCUAAGUGGAUCUGAUUUAAUUCAGUGCUAUAACUUUGGCUGGUAUCCAGAAUCUCCCAUAUGUGAAGGAACAAGAAGUCGAUGUCCUCCUCCACCUGUUCCUCUAAAUUCCAAAAUUCAACCAUAUUCAACAACUUACCGCCAUGGAGAAACAGUUCGUAUAGUAUGUGAACUUAAUUUUGUGAUUCUGGGUUCAGAAGAACUCCUCUGUGAAAAUGGAAAGUGGACAGAACCUCCCAAAUGCAUUGAAGAGAAGGAGAAGGUAGCCUGUGAGCAACCACCCUCCAUUGAAAAUGGUGCUGCCCAAGCACACUCUGAGAUUUACUACAGUGGGGAUAAAGUGACAUACAGGUGUGAAGGAGGCUUCCAUCUCCGGGGAUCAAGUAUGAUAACUUGUAACCGUGGCCAAUGGACGCUGCCACCUGAGUGUGUUGAAAAUAAUGAGAACUGUAAGCCUCCACCUGAAAUAGCGAAUGGUGCUGUUAUUGAUGGCUUAUUGGCAAGUUAUACAACAGGAUCGUCAGUGGAGUACAGAUGCAAUGAGUAUUACUUACUGAGUGGAUCAAAAGCAUCUCACUGUGAACAAGGAAAGUGGUCAUCUCCACCUGUUUGCUUGGAGCCAUGCACUAUUGAUGCAGAUCGCAUGAGCAGAAAUAACAUACAGAUGAAGUGGCAAUAUGAGGGCAAGAUUUUACAUGGAGACCUAAUAGAUUUUGUGUGUAAACAGGGAUAUGACUUGUCUCCAAACACCCCGCUGUCUGCGUUGUCCGUGCAGUGCAAUAGAGGAAAUGUGAGAUACCCCGUGUGUGUUAGAAGAGAAUCUAGAGGGAUGUGUGCGUCUCCUCCCCUGAUAAGAAAUGGAGACAUUGUCAGUUCAGCAGGCAGCACCUAUGAAAAUGGCUCUUCAGUAGAAUACCGGUGUUUUGACAACCAUUUCCUACAAGGGUCAAGGGAGGCCUAUUGUAUAGAUGGAGUGUGGACUGCACCGCCAAUGUGUUUAGAGCCUUGCCCAUUAUCAUUUGCUGAAAUGAAAAAGAAUUAUUUACAACUGAAAUGGAAUUUUGACAAUAGACCACUCAUUCUCCAUGGCGAGUAUAUUGAAUUUAUUUGCAAGAGAGGUGCAUACAUAACUGAGACUUCUGUUACUGGGUCUGAACUUCGAGUGCAAUGUGACAGAGGAAGGCUGAAAUAUCCAACGUGUACACAAAGAGAAAGGAGUCUGUCUUUCUAAGAUGCUUUACAGACAUAAAAACAAGUGGAAGGAAGAGAAAGAGUAUUUCAGCAUGAAUCCUAGAGGAAGACUGUGCUGAGUUCGGUGUUCUGAGGCUUUACCUCUGCAUAAAAAUGUACUCAAUAUUUUCCUUAUUUAUAAAUCAAAGCAAAAAUGUGUUUCAUUUUAGUUUGAUUUCACAUUUAACCUGAACUUCAAUUUAUCUUUCACCUGUUAAAUUUGAUUUAGUCUGCAAAUCAUUCCUGUUUUCU